Messenger RNA from Triplophysa rosa, 944 nucleotides. RefSeq names its product protein C19orf12 homolog. Bases 90 to 515 code for a protein of 141 amino acids. NCBI's taxonomy places the organism in Eukaryota, Metazoa, Chordata, Actinopteri, Cypriniformes, Nemacheilidae. The record is from RefSeq and is a predicted model, not a curated record. The transcript is spliced from 3 exons.
GGCGGAGGCAUUACAUACACUGAUUUCUUCAAAAGUAUCUUUAACAGGCAUCUGCAGUUGUUCAAGACGAGGUUUCUCAACACAGCACAAUGAGCAGUCGAAAGGAUGAUAUUAUUCAACUAUGUUGUGAGAUUUCAGCAAAUAAAAAGAUAAAAGCAGCAGUUAAGAACUCUGGGAAAGGAGCUGCAGCGGCCGGUGGUGGUGCUUUUGUUGGGGGACUGGUUGGAGGACCAGCUGGUAUAGCUGUUGGUGGUGCUUUGGGAGGUGCUCUGGGAAGUUGGAUGACAAGUGGCCUAUUUAAACCUCUUCCAGAGAUUAUCAUGUCACUGCCUUCUAUACAGCAGGAGAAACUCUACUCUGAUGUGAUGGCAGCGUUGGGGACAGUGGACUGGAUUGAUGUUGCGAGCCUCACUGCUCUGGUUAUAGGGAAUGCCACUCUUCAAGAGAGAGUGCUUGGUGCUAUAGUCACUUAUGCCACAAAAGAGCUUAAGGCUGAAGUGCAGUAUGGGGUUUGAACACAAGAGGGAGUUAGCAACUCAUUUACUGUCGACUUGUAUGUUUUGAGCUGCUUUGCCGCUAGAGUUUUUUUCUAUUGGGGCGCAUCUUACAUUUACAUUUAUUCAUUUAACAGACGCUUUUAGCCGAAAUCCCUUACAAACGAGAGAGCAUUUAACGUUUUGUCCAACAAUAGGUGUAGUCUUUUAAGCUAUUUUCUCUACUUAUGUUUUCUUAUUUUCAAUUAUCAAUAACUGGUUAAAUAUCUGGCUUAACUACGGGUUGGGGGCGGGGUUGAAUUCAUGCUUUUUUUAUUAGGCAUCGCAUUUAAGAUGUUAACCAUUUGACGGUCGAGCUUGAAAGUUCAACCUCCGUUUUAAAUGUUCAUUUAGAAAUAUGUGUGUGUGUUGUUGGAAAAUGUAUAAAACACAAUAAAGCAUUAAAAUGUG